GCUUUCUGCUACGUCGGACCAAUAGGAGAGAGCGCUCGAUGGCGCGCGUGCGCCUUACGAGUUCGCUCGGUGUCCUUGUGAGGCUCCGGCUGCGGACCCUGAGCAGGCAAAGAUGUUAGCGGCCGCGCUGGGGCUGGCUCGGGCCGGCCUGAGAGUUUCUGGGCGAUCUGCAAUGCUACUGCAAGCUCGGUUUGAAGGGAAUACUGCUGUGACUCAACCUACUGUUAGACCAAAGGAUGAAGUGACACAAAAGCAGCUGUGUGCUUUUGGAGAAUAUGUGGCUGAAAUUCUGCCCAAGUACGUUCAACAAGUCCAGGUGACAUGUUUCAACGAGCUAGAAAUUUUAAUUCAUCCAGAUGGGAUCAUUCCAGUUUUGACCUUUCUUAAAGAUCACACCAACGCCCAGUUCAAAAACUUAGCUGAUCUGACGGCAAUCGAUGUUCCAUCUCGACAGAACCGCUUUGAGAUUGUCUAUAAUCUCUUAUCCAUAGCCUAUAAUUCCCGGAUUCGUGUGAAAACAUAUACUGACGAAUUGACACCCAUUGAAUCAGCAGUCCCAGUGCACCAAGCAGCAAACUGGUAUGAAAGAGAGGUUUGGGAUAUGUAUGGAGUGUUCUUUGCUAACCACCCUGAUCUGAGGCGAAUCCUCACAGACUACGGGUUUGAGGGUCAUCCCUUCCGGAAGGACUUCCCUCUUUCUGGAUAUGUGGAGGUCAGGUAUGAUGAUGAGGUGAAGCGAGUGGUGGCAGAGCCUGUGGAGCUGUCUCAGGAGUUCCGCAAAUUUGAUCUGAACAGUCCCUGGGAGACUUUCCCUGCCUAUCGCGAGGCUCCGCAAACCAUCAAGAUAGAGGCAGGAGAGAAGAAAGGAGAUGAGAAAUAGCAGCAGGAAAGAAGGAGAGGAAGCCAGAGAUAUCCUUGUGUCACCACCUUCCUGUUUGAUCUAAGUAUUUAUAUAUAUUAAAUAUCAAUAAAAAACUUGACAUAA
Podarcis muralis (Common wall lizard) is the source of this 985-nucleotide messenger RNA. RefSeq names its product NADH:ubiquinone oxidoreductase core subunit S3 (gene NDUFS3). NCBI's taxonomy places the organism in Eukaryota, Metazoa, Chordata, Lepidosauria, Squamata, Lacertidae. Gene Ontology annotation, molecular function: NADH dehydrogenase (ubiquinone) activity. Gene Ontology annotation, cellular component: respiratory chain complex I. The record is from RefSeq and is a predicted model, not a curated record.